AUGCAACAGGAGAAAGUGAUGAUGAUGAGGGAUCCAGGUCCAAAGGAGCCGCUGGACGCCAUCUUGAGGCGUCUGCAGGAGGACGUGGUGACUUUUGUCAAAGAGCAGCUGCAGAGGAUCCAAAGGCUCCUGGCCUCAGAUUACCCAGAAUGCUCUGAGAGUGAGGAGGAGAGCAGAGAGGUUCUGAAGAUCGCCCUGGACUUCCUGAAGAGGAUGAAGCAGGAUGAGCUGGUCCAGCGCCUGCAGAGCAGAAGCACUGUUGGAGUUUGUAGAGAUGAACUGAAGAAGCAGCUGCAGCAGAAGUUCAGCCGUGUGUUUGAGGGCGUGGCUAAAGCAGGAGACUCCGCCCCCCUGACCCAGAUCUACACAGAGCUCUACAUCACAGAGGGCGGGGCCUCAGAGGUCAACCAGGAACAUGAGACCUUCUACAGCUCUGGACAGAACCUGCUGAAGACUCUACAGUCCUCUGAGAACCUGCAGAAGACACCACAGUCCUCUGAGAACCUGCUGAAGACACCACAGUCCUCUGAGAACCCGCUGAAGACACCACAGUCCUCUGAGAACCCGCUGAAGACACCACAGUCCUCUGAGAGCCUGCUGAAGACACCACAGUCCUCUGAGAACCCGCUGAAGACACCACAGUCCUCUGAGAACCCGCUGAAGACACCACAGUCCUCUGAGAGUUCUGAGUCUGACCUGGAUGAGAGCAGUUCGGAUUCAGACGAUCAUUAUUCAGACUGGUAUGAGAGUGCAGAGGGAACCUUCUACCGCUGUGCUGUGGACCAGGCCUUACAGAGUCCAAACGGACACCUGGACCUGUUCCUGCGCUUCCUCCUGGGGCUGUCUCUGCCGACCAAUCAGAGGCUGCUGUCAGACUCAGCCCUGCAGGACUUUGACCUGAGGAAAUACCGGGCCUCAGAGAGAGCUCUCCUGGGUCUGCUGCCGGUGGUCAGAGCCUCCACCAAAGUCCUGUUGAGGGACAGUGGACUGUCCCCUCACAGCUGUGGUCCUCUGGCCUCAGUCCUCAGCUCCUCCAGUCUCACACACCUGGAUCUGAGUAACAACGACCUCCAGGACUCAGGAGUGGAGCUGCUGUGUUCUGGACUGAAGAGCGCCCCCUGUGGACUGCACACUCUCAGGCUGUCUGGAUGUCUGAUCUCAGAGAGGGGCGGGGCUGCUCUGGCCUCAGCUCUAAGCCCCGCCCCCUCCCAUCUGAGAGAGUUGGACCUGAGCUACAACCAUCCAGGAGGUUCAUCAGAGCUGCUGAAGGCUCUACAGGACGACCCACACUGCCCCCUGCAGGAACUCAGGUUGGAUCCUGCUGGAGAACAGUGGAUGGUUCCAGGUCUGAGGAAGUAUUCCUGUCGAGUGUCUGUGUUCCUGGACUCUGAGGCUGGAUCUCUGUCCUUCUAUGAGGUCGUCUCUGAUGGAGAACUGUUCCACCUCCACACCUUCACCUCCUCCUUCUCUGAGCCUGUGUUUCCUGGGUUUAGACUGGAUGAUGAAGGUUCCUCUGUGUCUGUGGUGGAUCUGAGGAGAGCGCCCCCUGCUGGACUGAGGUCUGAAGGUUCCUCUGUGUCUGUGGUGGAUCUGAGGAGAGCGCCCCCUGCUGGACUGGGGUCUGAAGGUUCCUCUGUGUCUGUGGUGGAUCUGAGGAGAGCGCCCCCUGCUGGACUGAGGUCUUAA
Knipowitschia caucasica is the source of this 1686-nucleotide messenger RNA. The record is from the annotation of a GenBank genome assembly. NCBI's taxonomy places the organism in Eukaryota, Metazoa, Chordata, Actinopteri, Gobiiformes, Gobiidae.